Messenger RNA from Plasmodium vivax (malaria parasite P. vivax), 3428 nucleotides. RefSeq names its product AAA family ATPase, putative. Gene Ontology annotation, biological process: ribosome biogenesis. The record is from RefSeq and is a predicted model, not a curated record. Gene Ontology annotation, cellular component: nucleus. NCBI's taxonomy places the organism in Eukaryota, Apicomplexa, Aconoidasida, Haemosporida, Plasmodiidae. Gene Ontology annotation, molecular function: ATP hydrolysis activity; RNA binding; ATP binding. The transcript has a single exon. The coding region runs from base 216 to 3428 and encodes 1070 amino acids.
GAGAGAGGCAAAAAGGAGAUGACCCCCACUGCGACUUUAUCCUUUUGAAGGAAGAGGGGCCCUUUUCCUCAGUUUUCCGGACUGGUCAAACGGCCCGAUUGGUCAAACUGGCCCAUUUGCCCACUUACCCAUUUGCCUAUUUGCCCAUUCGAUUGAGCGACUUAAUGCGGCAGCUCCUCCUUCCCGGCGGCCACCCCAUUUGACGCGCGCCCAAAAUGAUAUCCACGACGAUACGGAACAGAAUACACAAAAUAAUCUCGGGCAACAAGCUGAUCCUCGAAAAUGAAGAUAACCAAACGAACCUGAAAAACGUUGUUAACAACUGCACGCUGAUAGAGAAUGCCCUGCGCAAAGAAUUCCUGGAGUACAGACGGCUCCCCAGGAACAAACUGAACGCCCUCAUUAUCGACGUUUUGAAGAAAACGUUUGAAGGGGAUGGCGCCUCCAAGGGGGGGGGCAUUUCUGGCAAGGCCUUCCAGGGAAGUUGCGGUUCACGCGGUGAGAACGAUCAGCGCGGUGAGCACGAUCAGCACAGUCAGCAUGACCAUCACGACCGUAACGAUGAUACGCGGCAGCCGCGCGAGCCAGACGAAGGGCCGUCGGCCACCAAGGGGAAAAAAAAAAAAAAACGGGACGAACAGCCAUCCCAAGAUGGAAGUAAAAAGGCUAAAGGAGACUUACUACAAAUGGGAGAGCGCAGCAAAAAGGAAAGAGUGAAAGAAAAAAAAAAUCCAAACGUCAGCUCAGCAAAGGAGAAGGACACCUCCCAAAAGGACAGCGCGAAGGAACAAAGCUACUUAGCACAGCAUCUCCUGAAGGAGGUUAAAAAAAACAUCGAAGCAGAUACCAAUUUACGGAACUAUAAAGGAAUAAAAAAUAUCAAAAAGGAUAUUUUUUACAGCAUAAUUUACCCCCAUAAAUUUAGGGAGGGCAAUUUCAGCACAAUUGUUAACAUCAGCGGAAUCAGUGGGUCAGGAAAAACCACAUUAUCGUAUGCCAUAGGCGGAGAAUGUGACUGUCCAUUUUUUUACCUUAAAUUGCCAGAAUAUAUAAAGUACAUUUCCAAUGAUAGUAAAAAUAAUAAGUUAAAAUUAAUUUUUGAGCAAAUAAAGAACGAGUAUGAUGAGGCCAUCCUAUGCAUAGACGAUAUUGAUGUUAUCCUUUCGUCCAAAGAAGAUUCUACAGAUUUGUAUCUCUUCACAUAUCUGCUGAGCCUCUUUGACAACUCAAAUGUUCUUGUGCUUUUACUAAGUGUGAGCAAACCGUAUGACAGUGUACUGUACACAAAAAUUAAAAAAUUUAUCUCUAUACCUAUCCCUACGUAUGAAGAUCGGGUGGAAAUUCUCGAAUUCAUGGCGGAAGAGUUGUCCCUCACAUUUGAUGCGAAAUACGCAGCAACGUUAACGUACGGCUUUCAUCGGGGGCACCUCUACGAUAUUGCAAACGAGUCGAUGAAUCUGUGCUUAUAUGACCAAGUGCACGCGGGGGGGUUAACCGGGGUAAGCAGCGAGAUAGGCGUAGCCUCCCCUGAGAGGGACUCCAUUGAGAAGCCCCAAUCGGAGGUACCACCUCCGGGGGGUGCGGCCACCCAGCGUGCAGAUUCACCUUCGAAAGACGCCCCCCUUCCAAACGGAGAAAGCAUUUGCGAGGCUCACCACACGGAAGUACCCCCAACCGGAGGUGCAGAUGAAGCGUGCGACUCGAAAGGGGAUGCCACCACGACGUUUUACGCCCAUACGGUUCCCCCGACGCAGAGAAACGAAACAAACCUGAAGAGGAAGGAACGGAGCGGAGAAGCUACCACGUACAAAGUGAAAAGACCAAAAAUGAGCUGCCGAAAAAUAAACCAAGAAAUUAUUGACCAAAGUGUAAGAAAUAUAAAAAAAAAAAUGACUACGCAGAAUAUAUGUGAAGUGCCAAAUAUUAACUUGGACAAUAUUGGCUCCUUGAAAAGGAUCAAAAAAGUGUUAGAAACGAAAUUCAUCCUACCAGUGAAAUAUGCAAAUAUUUACAAACAUUUAGGGAUAAAAAAAAGCAUGGGAAUAUUACUUUAUGGCCCUCCAGGAUGUGGAAAAACGAUGCUUGCCAAAGCUAUAAGUAACGAAAUGAAGGCGAAUUUUAUAGCUAUUAAGGGACCCGAAAUUUUGAAUAAAUAUGUGGGGGAGAGUGAGAAAAAAGUGAGAGAAAUAUUUUCCUACGCAUCUAUUUACAAGCCUUGCCUCAUCUUUUUCGACGAAAUUGACAGUAUUUGCAUUAACAGGGCAAACAACAAAGCUGCUGCAGCAUCAGAUCGAAUUGUAAACCAACUGCUCACCGAAAUGGAUGGCCUCUCCCAAAGGGAAAGCGUCUACAUCAUUGCUACGACGAACAGACCAGAUAUAAUCGACAAGGCAUUGCUAAGAAGUGGCAGGUUUGAUCAACUUAUUUACAUUUCUUUACCAAAAUAUCAAGGACGAAUUGAUAUUUUGAGAAAGCUAGCCAAAAAUAUGCCCCUGCAUGCUGAUGUAGAUUUUGCCAAAAUUUCGCGCCUCACCAAGGGUUAUAGCGGGGCCGACUUGUACGGAGUUCUGCGAGAAAGUGCUUUCAUCGCUCUCCAGGAGUGUCGAGAUAAAAUCGAUUUGUUGAACUCGGGUUUGUCCAGCGCCGGUGAUGCAACACAGCACUGCCGCGAAGCAGAUGCCUUUUGCAGGGAUACAUCCGAUGAGCCCCCCUUUGUGAAACGCGAAAAUGGUGACGCUGCUACGGAAGCCGGAAGUAGCAAUCGCACGACAGGCCCCUUCGAUGGAUGCGCAAAAAUGCCCAGUCAGUGUAGCGUGGCGACUAUGGAUCAAAGCCAAGUUGGGGAAUGCACCCAACAGGGGGCCAAGCACACUGAUGCUCAUUUGUGUUUCCCACUGCGUAAUCUUACUGACUCACCCUCAUACGAUGAGGCUAGCGCGGAAGCAAACACACCGGAGCGAAGCAAAAUUUUGUCGUGUCACCCCCUCUCUGUCGAGGAGGUGACCAAAAUGACCGACUUAACAAACGAGAGGGGAACCUCCCAAACGGAGAAGACGACCAGUUUGCUCUUCAUUAAUCCCGAUGGUAGAGUCAACUUAGCAGAUGAGCCAAACGAACAAUCGAAAAGGAAACAAAAAUGUCUGCCAUCCCAGCAAGUUGAAUUAAGACGAAUGAAAAAAUUGAAUUUCCUACGCGGUGAUGAUAACCUUUCCAUGGAAAAUAAUCGGAUGUACGAAAUUAACAAUUUAAAAAACAAAGCCAUAAGUGAGAAAGACAAGAAUAACUUAAUUUAUGAGUUCAUUCAAAGGAAUAAAAACAUACUGACGAUUAGCCAAAGGCACAUCGUGCUGGCGGUCAAGAUGGUCCCACGCAGCGUUACCAGUAAGCAGAUGAAAUAUUACAAGGAAAUAAGUAAGAAGUUUAAGUGA